Molecule: messenger RNA, 873 nt
Organism: Blepharisma stoltei
Lineage: Eukaryota; Ciliophora; Heterotrichea; Heterotrichida; Blepharismidae
Source: the annotation of a GenBank genome assembly
AUGGAAUUUUCAAUCCCUUAUGCAAACCCUAAUGCAAAUUUUUUAACCCAAACAAACUCUUCAGCCCUCCAAAGCCGAAAAUCAGUUCCAGUCUCUCAUCUGCCUAAACUCAAAAAUAAUGAUGAGUCAAAAAAUGUGCUGGGGCUCCUAGAAGAAAGUAGGAAGCUUGAACUGAUCCACCGAAGCCUUGUUGAAAAGAAUAAGCUGACAAACAAACAAAUCCAUUAUUUAAGACUUCCUACAAUUCCUAGAGAAGAAUCAGCUGAACUAGAAAAAUCAUCAGUUAGCGAUUCAGCCUACAUAAAACCUGAAGUCCCAAUACAUACAGUAAACCUGGAAAUUUCAAAAGAAAUUUCCCUACCAAACAAUAGCACCUAUAUAAAAAGCAAAAAAAAAGUCCCAGUUCCUGAAAUUGUUUCUGAUGAGACCAGCAGAAUCUUGGAAAACCAAUGGGACGGGUCCUCAAUCGUGGACUCAAAUAUGAAGGAUUUUAUCUUCCGUCCUAAUAAGCAGCAGAGGACGACGAUCUAUCAUGUCGAAGAUAUCUUUUCAGCUGAAAGAAAAAGCUCAAUUAGGCCUAUUACUUCUGAGAGAAAGCAAAUUAGCGUUAGAUUUGCUCAUAAAUCACUUAUAGGUGAUGGAGCAAGAGCUUAUGAAGUUUGCUUGAACAAAUUACAUAAAAAUAAUAUAAGCAAAAAACUCAAGCCUAAACGAUACCCAUUUGAUUCUUUUGGGGUGCAGCUUGAAAGAAACUUGCCUAGAAAACUAAGGUCAAACAAAGAGCUAGAAGCGUGGACUUAUUUCGCAUACGGAAAUGAGGCUAAAAGCGUGUUUGAUUUAUCUGAUAUCGCAGAAAAAGCAUAUUUAGUUUAA